UAAAUAGCGGAGCGGCGGCCCGUCGGCUUUGUCAGUCCCCUCAGCCUCCGCCGCCGCCGCCCCUCUGCCAGAGCUCCGGCGCCACCUCGGGCCGGCGGUCCUCCGCGGGAGGGAGCGAGGCGGCGGGCGGGCGGCUGACGGGGGCGGCCGGCGGUCCUGCGCGCUCGGCGGCGGCAUCUCCAUGGGGCUGGCCCGCGGCGCCGGUGCGCUCUAAGGGAGACGGCGACUUCUGUGUUCAUCAGAACUUUUCCACUGCUGCACCGAGGGCACGCCCUUCCUCAGGGGGGCUUGGGAUCCCGGAAAAUUGCCUUUGUGAAAAGCUGGCAAUAAUUUCUUUAAAUUCCGUCUCUUAGUUUUCCACUUUGUUACGUUUCAGAGGAACAUCAAGAAACCAUGAACAGCUUUAGUAAUGCAGAGUUUGACUGCCAUUUCCUCGAUGAAGGCUUUACUGCCAAGGACAUUCUGGACCAAAAAAUCAAUGAAGUCUCCUCUUCUGAUGAUAAGGAUGCCUUCUAUGUCGCGGAUCUGGGAGACAUUCUAAAGAAACAUCUGAGAUGGUUAAAAGCUCUUCCUCGGGUCACCCCCUUUUAUGCAGUUAAAUGCAACGAUAGCAGAACCAUAGUGAAGACCCUAGCUGCCAUUGGGACAGGAUUCGACUGUGCCAGCAAGACUGAAAUCCAACUGGUGCAGAGUCUCGGGGUGCCUCCGGAGAGGAUCAUCUAUGCAAAUCCUUGUAAACAAGUGUCUCAGAUUAAGUAUGCUGCCAAUAACGGAGUCCAGAUGAUGACUUUCGACAGUGAAGUGGAGUUGAUGAAAGUUGCCAGAGCUCACCCAAAGGCAAAGUUGGUUUUGCGGAUUGCCACCGAUGAUUCCAAGGCAGUCUGUCGCCUCAGUGUUAAAUUUGGUGCCACACUCAAAACCAGCAGGCUUCUUUUGGAACGGGCGAGGGAGCUAAAUAUUGAUGUCAUCGGAGUCAGCUUCCACGUGGGAAGUGGCUGUACCGAUCCCGAGACCUUCGUGCAGGCCAUCUCCGACGCCCGCUGUGUCUUUGACAUGGGGGCUGAGGUUGGUUUCAACAUGUGUCUGCUCGAUAUCGGUGGCGGCUUUCCUGGGUCUGAGGAUGUAAAGCUUAAAUUUGAAGAGAUCACCAGUGUAAUCAACCCCGCCCUGGACAAGUACUUCCCGGCAGACUCAGGGGUGCGAGUCAUAGCUGAGCCCGGCAGAUACUACGUCGCGUCCGCUUUCACACUUGCAGUUAAUAUCAUUGCGAAAAAGCUCGUCGUAAAGGAACAGACGGGCUCUGAUGAUGAAGAUGAAUCGAGUGAACAAACCUUUAUGUAUUACGUGAAUGACGGAGUGUAUGGAUCAUUCAAUUGUAUCCUUUAUGAUCAUGCACACGUGAAGCCCCUUUUGCAGAAGAGACCCAAACCAGAUGAGAAAUAUUACUCAACCAGCAUAUGGGGACCAACGUGUGACGGCCUUGAUCGCAUCGUCGAGCGCUGUGACUUGCCCGAGAUGCACGUGGGCGAUUGGAUGCUCUUUGAAAACAUGGGUGCUUACACUGUUGCUGCUGCUUCUACUUUCAACGGGUUCCAGAGGCCAACCAUCUACUACGUGAUGUCGGGGCCGACAUGGUUAGUGACCAGAGUCUCCGUGCACGUAUGUGGGUCUCGUAAGAAUAGGUUUCUUCUUGGGUUUUUACUGGUUCUUGUCUGGUUGAGUAAGAAAUCGUUCUGUUUAGAUUUAAAUACAGUGUUUCUAAAAAGUUUAUUUUCUGCCUGUAUUAAGAAUAUGUGCUUUCCAGAGUUUGGAAAAUACAAACGGAAAGAAAAUCCUCCUGAUACCGAUCUGUAUUUCCUUUCAGAUUUUUGCAAAGGUGUAACUAUUUCAAAAAAGAGCAGUUAGGGUAUUUCUGUAUGACUAGAAUAUUUUGACAGGUGUGUACGGCCUGUGGUUUCCCCGUUACCAAAAGAAUGGUUGUGAAGAAAUGCUUGCCUUAGAAACACGUUGAAUUGCCUCCUGAUGACAUAGUAACCGAGGAAGUUAAUGGGCUCGUAAAGAAGUUAUUCUCGUGGCGAGGCUGCCCGGGUCGGUGAUCGGGGUUUCUGACUGUGCCACUUCUG
Panthera uncia (snow leopard) is the source of this 2123-nucleotide messenger RNA. RefSeq names its product ornithine decarboxylase 1 (gene ODC1). Lineage: Eukaryota; Metazoa; Chordata; Mammalia; Carnivora; Felidae. The coding region runs from base 394 to 1905 and encodes 503 amino acids. Gene Ontology annotation, molecular function: ornithine decarboxylase activity. Gene Ontology annotation, cellular component: cytoplasm. The transcript is spliced from 11 exons. The record is from RefSeq and is a predicted model, not a curated record.